GGUUUUAGUAAAUAGUCCAUAACCGUUAGCAUAAGUGAAAUUCAUUUUUGUGUCAAGCACCGCAAUAAUAAAAUGUUCACAUGAUAUAAUAGAUAAUUGAAUAUUUUUAUAUUGUACUAAGGUAUAACAAAAUGGUUUAAUGUUUGGUAAAGACAAACAAAAUGGUUAUUGCGGGUAGAAUUAAUUUCCUUUAGCGUAAGUUGAAUUUAUUACCGCACGAAACAUAUAGUAUACUAACUUAGUAGUUUUAAUAAGUAGUGGCAUUACAUGUAAUUAAUCUAGGUAAAGAAGGGCUAUUAAUUAUUGGAUGUGAGAGAGAUUCUUAUGAUGACACUAAGGGUCCAACUGGUGACACCAAUUGAGGAAAAAAAUUGCAGGGAAUACUAUGUUCCUCUCAGUUCCCGUCUUUUGUUACCAGUUAAAGGGAAAUUUUAUUACUUGUAGGAAUUAGAAAUUCCCCCACGUUCCUUUUCUUAUGAGGAAUAUAGUGUAAAUAUAUUCCAUGUCAAAUUAGAUAAGGAAUCAAAAGGAAAACUAUAAAAAUGGUAAAAAAUAUAUAUUAAUAUGUUAAUGUACCAAAUAAAUUUAUAGAAAACUGACAUUUUAAACCAACUUCUCAAUGUACGUAGGUUUGUCUUCUUCUAUAUAACACUAGUUCAUCAAGCUUUUUCUUCAUAUAACCCUAAUACAUCUAGAAACAAGAGAAGCAGGUAAACUAUACUUUUAAGAUUAUUUAUUUUGUGUAUAAGAAAAAACACACGCACUGAUCAGUGUUGGUUAAUAAUAAAACUUGUUUCAUGUUUUAUAUUAUAGCUAUCAUGUCAACUCCAAGAAAUCAAAACGGAGCACGUCGUGGACGUAAGUCAAACAAUGAGGCAAGAACCACAAUCGAUGGUGAAACCACUCGUGAAGGCCAGGUAAUUAUGUUAUAUAAUUUUUUCUGCAGUAAUGAGCUGUAUAAAUGAGAUAUUUUAAGUUAACAACUAGAAAUAUGUACUUUAGUAUCUGUGGAAAGACAAAAAUUGUCAAGUUAUGCUUGAACUUGUCAUUGCGGAGUUAAGAGCAGGAGACUACCGUAGUAGAAUGCCCGAUGCUGCUGCUAAGAAAAGAAUUGAGAACAAAUACUUUGAGUUGGUGGGAGAAAAGAUUUGUUGGGAUCCAGAAAUAACUAACAAAAUUGGUUACCUGCGUAAACUAUGGAGUAUCAAUGGUCAACUGAUGAAACGCACUGGAGUUGCAGUUGAUCAAUCUACUGGACAGAUAGAUAUGAUGCAAACUUGGUGGGCUGAUCGGAUUGCAGUAAGUCUUUAUGCAUAUACAAUUAACUAUGUUCUUAUUAAAAAUCUAGUAACCUACAUUUUUAUGGUUAUCUCUGUAGGAAUAUGGAAAUAAAGGAAAAUUUGUUAGCGUGUUGCAAAAAAAACCGUUGCCGUUCAAAGAUUUGCUAGACCAAAUUUUUGGUGAACAUGAUGUUGAGCAAGAUGAACGUUAUUCUCCGCAUAUGCUUGGCCAACAUAUCCAGCAGAUUCAGCCUUCUUUGCCUAGCAAUGAUGACACGGUAUUUGACCAAAUGCAAGAAGAUCAAAGUGUUGAACAAAUUGCAGAUGCGACUAACGAUCAAGGAUCCCAACCGCCAACUCGAAGAACAUCAGCCCGUCGCCCUCCAAGAAGAAGAAGUAGUUUUGAAACACAGGUUGAGAGUGGAUUUCAACGUGUAAUAGAUACUCGGCAAGAUAUUUUGGAAGAAUUACGGUCACGAAAAGUUCAAAAGCUAUCAUAUGGUGAUGCGACGGCUGUUCUAGAAAAACUACCAAUUGAACAACUUGGAGUGUUUUGGUGGGCAGCAAAUAAGCUGUUGAAGAAUGAAGUAGAUGUCCGUGAAGCAUUUAUAAAAAUGGAGAGUCAAGAUAUUAAGAUCAGAUAUUUGGAGAGUUUAGUUGGCAUAGAUAGAUACGGCAAUCCAUGCACUCAUGUUGAUCUGCUAAUGACAAGUCAGAACCUCUUUCAGAAUGUUGGAAUGACUGGAACUAGUUCAAUGGGAACUGAAACUGUUAGAACUGAUUUCAUGGGCUUACUUGGGAUGCACUCUUCUGAGUUAGAAGAAUCAACAAAAAAUGCAGCACGUGUAGUCCAUAUACAUGAUGAUGGAAGUGAUGCUGAAAAGCUUGUUUAAGUUUUCUGAGAUUUAUAUUUUGGUGUUUGAUAUUUAUAUGGAUUUUAUUUAUUUUUAUUUAUAAAAGCAUGAAGUUUUUCUAAGGAUUAUAUCAAUAAUAAGUUUUAUAAAUAUAUAUGCAGGAUCUUCGUAUUAUAUAUUUACUUUCUCGUGGAACUGAAAAUCUAGAAGAAGAUGAGUUAGUGGAGCUUAUGUUAUUGGAAGAAGAAGAAUUUAUGCAAAGGUACAUGCAUCCUAUAUUAGAGUAUUACAAAAACAACUUUUGCAAGAAUCCAAUGAACAACGUGUGGGGAAAUGGUUGGAAAAUAAUACGGGAACAAAUCUACAGCAAUGAAAUCUCGUGCCGUACUCUUAUUCGUAUGAGCUCAGAAGCGUUUAUCCGUUUAUGUGAAGUCCUUGAGAAAAAGUAUGGGUUACAAGAGUCGCUUAAUAUUAAAGUCGAUGAGAGUGUUGCAAUUUUUCUUGUUCUCUGUGGUCAAAAUGACACUCAACAUGACAUCGGUUUAAGAUUCGGUCAUGCCCAGGAGACUAUAGGUAGAAAGUUUCAUCAUGUUCUGGGGGCAAUGGUAAAAUUGGCAGUUGACUACUUACGGCCAAGAACUGCUUCUGAGUUUGAAGCAAUAUCUAAUAGUUUACAAGGAGAUAAACGAUAUUGGCCAUAUUUUAAUGGAUCUAUCGGGGCUCUUGAUGGAACACAUGUACCCGUAAUGGUGACUCCAGGUCGUGAUGCAUUACGAUUUGUUAACCGGAAAGGAACGGCAAGUCUAAAUGUUCUAGGAGUAUGUGAUCACGAUAUGCUUUUUACAUAUUGUUUCGUUGGAAUGGCAGGAUCAACACAUGACUCUAGAGUGCUAGAUACCGCUAUGCGCGAUGAUCCGUUGUUUCCUAAACCUCCUGGAGAAAAAUAUUAUCUCGUAGAUUCUGGUUAUGCAAAUAGACGUGGUUAUUUAGCUCCAUACCGAAAAGAAAGAAAAGAAGGUACUCGAUAUCAUCUUCAAGACUUUAUAAAUUGCGAGCCUCCAAGAAAUAGUAAGGAAAUGUUCAAUAGAUGGCAUGCAUCAUUACGUUCAGUUAUUGAACGUACGUUUGGUGUAUGGAAGAAAAAGUGGAGGGUUUUAAAUGAAUUCCCAAGGUACGACAUCUCCACACAGAGGAACAUUAUAUUUGCAACAAUGGGGCUUCACAAUUUUAUUAGGUGGAACAAAAUUAAAGAUGUUGAUUUUGAGGAAGCGACUAUGGAGAACAGUGGUGUGCAUAUGCAUCAAAGUGAGAAUGAUUCAGAUGAUGAAAAUGAUGUACGAGGAAAUGAAGAAACAUCAACGACAGUUUAUAUGAAGAUUGUUCGAGAUCAGAUUGCUACACAACUGUGGUCAGAUAAAAGACUUGGCUCCCGUCGAGUAUAGGUCAGUAUGUGUUUUUCUCUUUAUUAUUAUAUACAAAUUCUUGGAUAUAUCUAUAUCUCUUAAAAAGCACAAUAUAUACUUUCAGUAACACAAGUUUUUGUUUUGUAGUUAUGAGCUACAUGCAUUGUGGCAAUUGAACUGGACGUGGCAACAUGAAGCGUAGACCAAAAAUCUUGCUUACAUUAUUUAUUAUUUUUAGAGUUAAUUAUCUGAUUAUUUAUUGUUUGAAAUUUUGUUCCUUGUUUUGGUUACCAUUCACUGACAAUUUGUUACAUUCCUUCUCUACAAUUUUUCCUUCUAAUUAAUUCCAUAUCAUUCCUUUAGAUUCUUUUCCCUAUGAUUCCUUUCAUUUUUAAAGUGGUCACCAGUUGGACCCUAAGCAAUGACAAUUUUGUUAAUCACACAUGGAACAAAGGUGUAUUGUUAAUAGUGCUUCCCAAAUAAUAAGAAAGGGAUCAUUGUUGUCAAAAACAAAUUAAGGAUAAUUAAUUAGUGUGUUUUACAAGAUUGAAACUUUCAUUUUUUUUACAAGUUUGAAUUAUUCAACUGAUAAUGACUAACUUGAAAUAAGUAAUAUGAAAGAAUAUAUAAGUUUAUAUUGACUUUGUGAUAGGAAAUAGACCUAUAUUUAAUUUCUUCAGCUUUCCAUAUAUACUAAACUUUUAAGAUAUAUUUUUUUUUUUUUACCAACAAUGAACAAAUCCAUGAUCCUUUAAAUUUUGAAUAACUUAUACAUAGCUUAUUUUCAUCAUACUUUUAAUGUAUAGAAAAUAAAUUUAUAAGUUUAAUAUUUGUUAAUUUAAAGUAAAAAAAAAUUUGGCCACAUACUUGAAAACCAAAUCUAUAUUUGAACAUAAGAUAUACUAAGCAUUAUUUGUAUCAUUCGAAUUUUUGUCUAGAAAAUAUGACAAAAUACCUCUAAUUUGAACUUCUGUAAAAAAAAAGUAUGGAGCUAUUUUCAAUAUAUAUAUUAUAUAUGUAUAUCAAGACUAAUUUACGUGUGAUUAAGCAUGCAACAAAUGUAAAGUUGGAUUGAUCAUUUUUACUGUAGUGGUUAAAAUAUAUAGGAUGUGAUUGGUAGUGGUUGUGGGUGAUGUCCAUAACUUCAUUACUAAAUUUACAAAAAUCAAAUUUUAAUAAAAAAUUUAAAAUCACAACUUUUGAAAUAACAUACAUGUGUAUAAGUGCUCUGUAGAGCUAAAUAUCCACAACAAUUUUUUUUAGGACUUUCCAUAAAAUUAUACAGUAAUAAAAUCUAAAGCCAAAAGAAAAGAUUUACUGAUUUUUUUUUUAUAGCAAAUUUUUUAAAACUACAGCCAUUAACAAUCGGACUCAUACUCUUUGUUUCUUAUAUAAGUUGUUUUAAAGGUUUUUUAUGAUGUAAAUUUUUCUUAAAAUCCAAUAAAAAAGUGAAUUGUGUUGAAAGCAAAAUUUUAAAUAUAAUUUUUCAUUUGUUAUCCUAUCCAUUUAAUUAAAUCGAAAAAGCAAAAAACAAAUUAUCUUUAUUAUACCUUAUUCAAAGAGUAAUUAUACUGUUUUGACGGUUAUUAUUCAAAAAGUUAUAAUAAUUAGCGAAAUGUUGUAAAAAAACUUGUGAUAUCUUAUAUAUUAAAACAGAAGUCACAACCUUGAUUCAUGUGUGAUUUUUUUAAAAAUGGACCUAAAGGACAUAUUAU
Molecule: messenger RNA, 5252 nt
Organism: Brassica napus (rape)
Lineage: Eukaryota; Viridiplantae; Streptophyta; Magnoliopsida; Brassicales; Brassicaceae
Exons: 1
Coding region: 2290-3576 (428 amino acids)
Source: RefSeq, a predicted model, not a curated record